Spirodela intermedia is the source of this 1515-nucleotide messenger RNA. The record is from the annotation of a GenBank genome assembly. Lineage: Eukaryota; Viridiplantae; Streptophyta; Magnoliopsida; Alismatales; Araceae.
AUGGCUGCUGCAGCUCUUUCGUGCUUGCCAUCGCACAACCCUACGCAAGGAAACAGAGUGAUAAAGCGGGAAGUCAUGCAGGGAAAGCCGGCCGACGCCAUCAUCGCCUAUAUCAGAAUGCAGGAGUUAGGGUUCUCAGCAGACAACUUCACGUUUCCUCUCCUGCUGAAGGCGGCCUCCGAUCUUCCGUCCAUGAUUACGGGGGCUGCCCUCCACGGGCAGACCACGAAGACCGGCUACUCCAACCAUGCCUUCGUGCAAACUGCUCUGAUGAAUAUGUAUUCCACCCUUGGCCAAGUAGACGGCGCCUCCCGCGUGUUCAUGGCGAUGGUCCACAAGGAUCUCGUCUCGUGGAACUCCAUGCUGCAGGCUUACGUCUCCAAUGGCCGAAUGGAUGAUGCCGUGGAACUGUUCGCCGUAAUGUCUGUGAAGGACCAGGUCUCCUUCAACACCCUGAUAUCUGGUUUCGCCAAGGUGAGGGACACUGCCAGCGCGAUGCUGGUCUUCCGCGGAUGCCCUGCUCGUGACGUCGUCUCGUGGAACACGGUGAUCUCCGCCUACGUGAGGGCAGGGGCAAUAGAAUCAGCUCGCUCCCUAUUCGCGGAGAUGCCGGAGAAGAAUGCCGCGUCGUGGAACACUCUCAUGGCGGGGUACCUGCAGAGCCAUCUCUACGCGGAGGCCGUCGAACUGUUCUACGAGAUGAAGCUCCGGGGAUCCAACCCUAACCACCUGACCUACGCCAGCGUUCUUUCUGCCUGCGCAAGCAUGGGUUUGUUAACCGCAGGAAAAAAAAUCCACAUCCAGGCAGGCCAGGCCGGCCUCGCUUGGAACCCUCACAUUGUGGCUUCUCUGAUCGACAUGUACUCCAAAUGCGGCAAUCUGGAAGGAGCUCUAGAGGUCUUCUACAAGGCUCCCCACAGAGAUAUAUUCUGCUGGAACGCCAUGAUAUCCGGUCUCGCCUCGCACGGCCACGGCGAGACGUGCAUACGUCUCUUCGACGAGAUGAGAGCCGGAGGGACGAAACCAGACGACAUCACAUUCAUCGGGCUCCUGAGCGGGUGCGCCCACGCGGGGCUGGUCGGCGAAGGCCGCCGUAUCUUCGAGGACAUGGAGAGGCGGCAUGGGACGAUGCCAAAGUCGGAGCACUACGCCUGCCUGGUGGAUCUCCUCUCGCGCGCAGGGGAUCUCACGGCUGCCUAUGAGAUCGUGGAGACAAUGCCGUUCGAGGCAGAGGCCGCCGCCUUGGGUGCGCUACUUGCCGCCUGCGUGGGCCAUGGGAACCUGGAGAUCGGAGAGGCGGUGGCCGCCCGCAUGGUGGAGAGAGCGGAUCGAUUGACGGACGGUGAGUACAUGAUGCUGGCGAAUCUGUACGCGGCCUGCGGCAGAUGGGAAGAGGCCGGCAGAUGGAGGGGGAGGAUGAACAAUGAAGACGGUCUGAAGAAGACGGCUGGUUGGAGCGAGAUAGAGGUGGUAGGCAGGGUGUACAGAUUUCAGGCCGGAGAACGGGUUCAUUGA